Molecule: messenger RNA, 657 nt
Organism: Nilaparvata lugens (brown planthopper)
Lineage: Eukaryota; Metazoa; Arthropoda; Insecta; Hemiptera; Delphacidae
Exons: 3
Coding region: 39-506 (155 amino acids)
Source: RefSeq, a predicted model, not a curated record
GGAACUGAACGAAUUACUGCUACCGUCUCAACCGGAGGAUGCAGGCCAGCAGUUUGCAAGGCACUUGUCAAAGCAGUCUGUUGCGACUGCUGCAUUCGUUGCACAGCCACAUGCUGGCGCAUUGUGUGAGGUGCAUCGAGCAAGAGAGAGAGGAUGAGAGAGUAGGUGCUCUUCCCCCCUGUGCCCUCCUGCUCCGACGUCAUGUGGCACUCUUAUUCUCACAUGUGAGACACUACUGGCAUCUGCCAAUCACGUCGCUGCAACCAAUCAUUCCCACAGUCUGCAUGAUAUCCUGUACAACUCGGUGGCUGGUGCUCUAUUGUCCAACAUGGCGCAUUCUCUGCUCCUGUUGCCAAGUGGCAUUGUGCAGCCGAAUGUGGCAGCCAUGCUCUCCCUGCUUCGACUCCUCCAGCAGCUCACAAAAACACCACACAUCGACAGUCGACUGUCUUCACAGGCCAACACACCAACAGCCGUGUCUCAGCAUUGGUGGCAUGGCUUGUUGACAUGGAGCGCGCCAUUGGUGUGCUGGUGGGCAAGGUCUGAGAGCACCAAUCACCAGUCAGCAGCUGCCGUCGCCGGCCAAUCACAAUCAAGCAAUGCUCUGGCUGGAGAGCCCCCUUUUCGCCUUCGGACAUGACUGCACGGAACAGACUA